This is a messenger RNA of Pyricularia grisea, 702 nucleotides long. RefSeq lists its product as uncharacterized. The coding region runs from base 1 to 702 and encodes 233 amino acids. Lineage: Eukaryota; Fungi; Ascomycota; Sordariomycetes; Magnaporthales; Pyriculariaceae. The transcript has a single exon. The record is from RefSeq and is a predicted model, not a curated record.
AUGCAGCUCACUGCCGUCCUUCCUCUGGCCCUCGCCGCCCUCUCCGCCGCCAUGCCCGAGCCCACUCAGGCACCGGCUGCGGCCCAGGUCGAGCGUCUCGUGCGCCGCCAACAGACAAGCGGAACCGCAACCACCUCCAGCGUGAACGUGACCAGCAUCACCUCGCUGAUCAACGCCUGCGCCACGUCGCUCAGCGCCCUCCAGAGCAACUUCCCCGCCAUUCCUACUCCCCUGAACCCCUACGUCGGGCUGGUCUUCCAGGACUCGAACUGCACCUUCAGCAUGGCCGAGUCGGUCAGCUCCGACUUUGUCAAGCUCUCGUCCGAGGUGAGCGUGUGGGCCGAGACGAGCUGGACCUCCGUGCAGGCUGCCACCAGCACCUGCUCGCCCGUGCUGAGCACCCUUGGCUUCAACCUCAACAACCUGAACUGCUCGCCCAGCAUCGCUGUAGUCUGGACCGGCGGCAACCAGACCAGGACCGAGAACUUCAGGAUGAUCGGCGUCACCGAGGCCACCGCCACCCCUACUCCCACCAGCACCAACGGCGGUGGCAGCAACGGCGGCAGCAACGGUGGUAGCAACGGCGCCGGCCAGACUUCUGCCACUCCCAGCCCCACCGGCAAUGCUGCCGCCCUGGCCAAGCCCGAGCUCGGCAUCUCCAUCGUCCUGGGCGCCAUUGCGGGUUUCAUGGCUCUCCAGUAA